GUAUGACGGAUGGCGUAUGUGAAUCCUACAUUUCUAAUAAGUGAUUUCAAGUUGAGUUCGUUCGGGGCAAUCCCGAGCAGCUCCCGAGAGAACAAAACGAAUUCUUAAGUAAACAUCAUUGUCUGUUCUUUGUGACUGAACUGGGCUGAACUAAUGCACUUUUGGAAUUUAAAGUGAGAUAGGUAUAUGUUUAAUACUUGGCGAAAACACAAGAAAGAGAAUUCUGGUGCAGUUUAGUGCAGUAAUAAAAAAGCAGAUCUAUAUGGUAUGGGCCAUUUAUUGAGUGUGACAAGUGCGCUUUCUUUUUAACCUGCCUGCAGAAAAUGUCUUGGCUCUUUGGCAAAAAGAAGCACAAGGAUUCACCUCCUGAAAGGGAUGAGCAAGAGGAACGACCUUCCACAGAUCUAGGGGAUGAAUUCAUAAUAAUUGAAAGAAGAAGGCCCUCCUUGCCACCUAAUGUUGGUGACCACAAUACUCCUUAUCCUAAUAGAUUAUAUCCAUUUAUCGAUGGAACGGCAAUGAACCCUACAAUAUCAGAUGGUAAUUUACCAAAACUGACUCAACAAUUUGACGCUCCACAUUAUCUAAGUGAUGUACCAUUUAAGUUGUGCAAACAGUUGCAAAGUAACAUGAAUAGUGAUUUGGAGAUAGACAGUCUACGAAUUAGCGAAAUAAUGUCUUUCAUUGAAAGAUUAGAGAAUCAGAAUUACAAUUAUGAUUUCUCUCUUGAAACUGGAGUUAUUACAGAAAUGGAUAGUAGAACUACCGACUGACUUGAAACUUUUUUGAGUCUUAUUUUUACAUACGUAACAAAAAUGUAAAUUCUACAAAUCAAACUUAUAAUCCAUAAGGGUUUGCACUGACUUGGGUUGGAUUAAUGAUUGCACUGAGUUGGGUUGGAUUAAUGAUUGUUCUCCUAUUGGUCUGGAGACACUGGUAGUGCCUCGGCACUAAACUACGCGCAGUGAUACUACCGUGGCUACUUUACGCGAGCCGGCGAGUUGUGGCAGAUCGAGUAGAAUAUACGUCAAUAGUAGAGUAUUAAUCCAACCCAGGUAUAAACUCACUCGGUCAAAAAUGCUAUUAGAUGUAUACAUAUGUAUCUUUUAAUUAUAUACACAUGUAAUAAAAUUCAUUUUAAAAAAGCAAAUAUCGCAUAGUAUAAUAAUGCUAUAGUACAGUGAUGCGCAACCUGCGGCCUAUUUGUGAUCCUCUGAUUCACAACCAAAAAUAUAAAAUCAUUUUCUAUUUUAUGCAAACGAAAUAAACACAUGAAAAUGUUCCUUUGAAGGUGGCCCUUAAAAAAAGGUUGUGUAUUACUGCUAUAGAAAAUGUAGCAGUUAAAUUUGAUCUUUCUAUUCUAUACAGGCCAUUUUUUCGAAAACGUUCCUAUUUUUCAUAUAAGAACAAAUAGAAACGUGACAUUUUAAAUAGUUACAAGAAUAAUUAAUACACGAAUAUUUAAUUUUUAAGAAGAAAAUUAGCUU
This is a messenger RNA of Trachymyrmex cornetzi, 1487 nucleotides long. RefSeq lists its product as uncharacterized. The transcript has 2 exons. The record is from RefSeq and is a predicted model, not a curated record. Lineage: Eukaryota; Metazoa; Arthropoda; Insecta; Hymenoptera; Formicidae. The coding region runs from base 324 to 773 and encodes 149 amino acids.